This is a messenger RNA of Carassius auratus (goldfish), 4307 nucleotides long. RefSeq lists its product as uncharacterized. The transcript is spliced from 27 exons. Lineage: Eukaryota; Metazoa; Chordata; Actinopteri; Cypriniformes; Cyprinidae. The coding region runs from base 140 to 3484 and encodes 1114 amino acids. The record is from RefSeq and is a predicted model, not a curated record.
AGAAAUCACUUGGGAGGUGUUUAACUUGAGUCACAGAGAAAAUGAAAGUGAAAGGAUUUGUACCGUGUUUAUAAGAUCAGUGUAAAGGGUUGUUCAGUUCAUCUGUUCUAGAGGACAGCAGGCAGCAGCUUUGAAGAAAAUGGAUGAGUUUAAGAUAUCUUUCUCUGGAGAAUCUAAAUCAGAUUCCACCAUUCGGUGUCACCUGUCUCCUAAAAUCAGUGCUGCUGAUAUGGAGAUCAGAUGGUUUAAGGAAACAGACUGUGUGUGUUUCUAUAAGAACAGACGGUUGAUAUUGGGGGAGAGUUAUGAAGGCAUAAUGAGUCUAUGCACUGAGGAGCUAGAGAGAGGAAUUGUGUCCUUGCGGCUGAAGGAUGUCAGAGAAUCACAUGUUGGUGAUUACCUGUGUCAGGUCACCAGUGGAGACAGGACAGCAGAGAUAACAAUAAGGACAUCAAUAAAGGCCCAUGGAGAUCAUAAUGAAAUGCCUCUACAAACAACAUUAUCGACUGAACAGAUCGACAAAACAUGGACUAAUGAGGAGAGAAUAAAAAUGGCAAAUUCUGCUUUAUUGGCAGUUUUCAAUAGGCUAGAAAAAACAGCUGCACCAAAGGAAGAUCUUCAGGGCAACAAUGCUACAGUGCCACAGGCAGCAAAACAGGAAAAUAUAAGCAGACGUAUGAAUGAGAGCGUGAGUUUCCAAGAGACAGAGAUGGAAACCAGUAGCGGUACACCGGAGAAACAGGAAACUAAACAAAACACACAUCUGGGUGAUCAACAACCAGGAUGUCCAAGUCAAAGAUUACUAGACAGUGAUGUUAAAGUGUGCAUCUUUCGGACUGGAAAAACAAAUGGCUGUGAGAAGGAUUUUACUGACAUGCUACAAAGCAGAAUUGAGAAUCUGACAGAAGUUGGAUCAGUGGACGAGAGUAAUAUUAUUCUGGUUUUCUGUCCUGUUGUUUCCCGAGCUGGAACUGACAUUGACAAUGCACUUGAAAGAUUCAAUCACUAUACAGAUACUAAGUUGGGAGUUCUAGUGGUGCUUCAUCACACGUUUGACCCAGAGAAAACAGUUCCAGACAGCAGCAGAUCUAUCAAUAGGACAGACAUACUCACAGUGGACUGUCUGUUCUAUGAGGAUACAGGAUUACUGAAGAAUUGUCAGAAGAAUUUAGAUGCAUAUGACAAAGUUGAGACCUGGUUAAUACAGCAGGGGGGGCAAAGAGGUGUCAGAAAACGUCCUCGUGAAAUUAACCCAGGACAUAUCCAAGAUGCAGAACAUGAAAGAUGCAAAUUAAAUAAGAAAGGUUCAUCACUGACAUUGCUAGGAAACAACAAACCUAGUACAGUCCCAAUUCAUUUUCCAGAAAAGGUCAAAGUAUUCUCCAUUUUUGCUGGAAAGAUAAAAAGCUGUCAGAAGGAAUUUUUUGACAUUCUGAGAAACCGAACUGAGAAUCUGGAGGAAGCUCAUAAAGUGGACGAGAGUGACAUUGUUCUAGUUUUCUGUCCUAUUGUUUCUCGAGCUGGAACUGAUAUUGAUGCAGCCCUGAACAAUUUAACUUACCCUACAGAUUCUAAGCUGACUGUUCUAGUGGUGCUUCAUCACACGUUUGACCCAGAGAAAACGAUCCCAGACAGCAGCAGAUCUAUCAAGAGGACAGACAUACUCACAGUGGACUGUCUGUUCUAUGAGGAUACAGGAUUACUGAAGUGUCAGAAGAAUUCAGAUGCAUAUGACAAAACUGUGAACUGGUUAAAACAGCAGGCAUGGCCAUGGGGAUCUCCAAAACAGAAAUCUAAUGAGUUUAAGAUAUAUUUCUCUGGAGAAUCUAAAUCAGAUUCCACCAUUCGGUGUCACCUGUCUCCCAAAAUCAGUGCUGUUGAUAUGGAGAUCCGAUGGUUUAAAGAAACAGACUGUGUGUGUUUCUAUAAGAACAGACGGUUGAUAUUGGGGGAGAGUUAUGAAGGCAUAAUGAGUCUAUGCACUGAGGAGCUAGAGAGAGGAAUUGUGUCCUUGCGGCUGAAGGAUGUCAGAGAAUCACAUGUUGGUGAUUACCUGUGUCAGGUCACCAGUGGAGACAGGACAGCAGAGAUAACAAUAAGGACAUCAAUAAAGGCCCAUGGAGAUCAUAAUGAAAUUCCUCUACAAACAACAACAUUAUCGACUGAACAGAUCGACAAAACAUGGACUAAUGAGGAGAGAAUAAAAAUGGCAAAUUCUGCUUUAUUGGCAGUUUUCAAUAGGCUAGAAAAAACAGCUGCACCAAAGGAAGAUCUUCAGGGCAACAAUGCUACAGUGCCACAGGCAGCAAAACAGGAAAAUAUAAGCAGACGUAUGAAUGAGAGCGUGAGUUUCCAAGAGACAGAGAUGGAAACCAGUAGCGGUACACCGGAGAAACAGGAAACUAAACAAAACACACAUCUGGGUGAUCAACAACCAGGAUGUCCAAGUCAAAGAUUACUAGACAGUGAUGUUAAAGUGUGCAUCUUUCGGACUGGAAAAACAAAUGGCUGUGAGAAGGAUUUUACUGACAUGCUACAAAGCAGAAUUGAGAAUGUGACAGAAGUUGGAUCAGUGGACGAGAGUAAUAUUAUUCUGGUUUUCUGUCCUGUUGUUUCCCGAGCUGUAUCUGACAUUGACAAUGCACUUGAAAGAUUCAAUCACUAUACAGAUACUAAGUUGGGAGUUCUAGUGGUGCUUCAUCACACGUUUGACCCAGAGAAAGUGAUUCCAGACAGCAGCAGAUCUAUCAACAGGACAGACAUACUCAUAGUGGACUGUCUGUUCUAUGAGGAUACAGGAUUACUGAAGAAUUGUCAGAAGAAUUUAGAUGCAUAUGACAAAGUUGAGACCUGGUUAAUACAGCAGGGGGGGCAAAGAGGUGUCAGAAAACGUCCUCGUGAAAUUAACCCAGGACAUACCCAAGAUGCACAACAUGAAAGAUGCAAAUUAAAUAAGAAAGGUUCAUCACUGACAUUGCUAGGAAACAACAAACCUAAUACAGGAGAGUUCAAAGUGUUCUCCAUUUUGGCUGGAAAUAAAAAAAGCUGUCAGAAGGAAUUUUUCGACAUUCUGAGAAACCGAACUGAGAAUCUGGAGGAAGCUCAUACAGUGGACGAGAGUGAUGUUGUUCUAGUUUUCUGUCCUAUUGUUUAUCAUGCUGGAGCUGAUAUUGAUGCAGCACUGAACAAUUUAACUUACCCUACAGGUUCUAAGCUGACUGUUCUAGUGGUGCUUCAUCACACGUUUGACCCAGAGAAAACGGUCCCAGACAGCAGCAGAUAUGUCAACAGGACAGACAUACUCACAGUGGACUGUCUGUUCUAUGAGGAUACAGGAUUACUGGAGUGUCAGAAGAAUUCAGAUGCAUAUGACAAAACUGUGAACUGGUUAAUACAGCAGGGGGCAGAAAUAGGCAUCAAAAAAGCACCUCAAAGCAAAUCAUUUAGCCUUCCAAGCUUUUCAUUUUCACCUUGGAGAAAGUGACCUAUAUGGCAGGUAGCAGAAUGACACUGAGGAUCGCUUAUCAACCAUUCAGAAAGAUCCUGUGACAACUACAUACCUCGACUCUUCACAGUUGAGAUCUACUGUAGCUUGUGUCUAUCAAAUAAAAAUGUUUUCAGAGAGUGCUUAAAAAAAUGCAAUGUAAUCAGCUAAUUAUUAUUCAGUUUAUUCCAGUGACAGUAAACUAAAAAAAGAUGUCAUGUGUCUCAGAAGUCUUUGUUUGAUUGACUAUGGCAUCUGCUUGAAUUGUAUUCACAGAAGCCUAGCAUGUUGACAGGCUUUACAAACCAUUAUACAGAAUAAUUCUAUUGGCUACUAAUGUAUGCAAAUAAAUGACCUGACAAUGAAUGUAUACAAAGUAAAUUCUCAUUGCUGCAUGACAAAGCCGAUGUAUGAUAAUAAACUAAGGUUCAGUUCUUCUGUCUAAUUCCUAACAUUAAUGCAGAGGCCAAUAUAACUACCUACUGUAACAAAUUAACUAAAUUUCUGUGUAUUUUAUUUUAGAGAUUUUCAAUGUAUUGUUUCUGUGCUGGUGUAAAUUAAUCAUAUUUCAUCUGCAUGAUGUAUUGAUAUAUUUUGUCUGCUACUGUGCCUUUAGUCAAAAUCUUAUCCUGUCAAAAGAAAAAUACUUAUAAUUACAAAUCAUAGUAAAUGAGUUGUAAAACUGUAAAGUGUGUUUGUGUCCUAUGUUUAACUGGAAAAUAUUUUUAUGUUAAUAAUCAGAAUAGACCUAAAAAAGUGCAGUGUACUGUUUGAGUGCAUGCAUUACUCCGGGAUAUUGGUUUGUUUGAACUCAGAGGAAGUG